AAAAGAUCAAAGCUCUGUAUUUUAGAAGCUCAUAUUUAUACUAUAUACAUAUAUAUAUAUAUAUAUAUAUUUAUAUACAUACAACUCUACAAAAUGGCGAAAAUCACAAAGAAAGAAACGAGCAUUUAUGAAGAUGUUGAUUCCGAAAUUGAAGUGGAUGAUAUUUCAGAAGACAUUGACAUUGACGAUGUUUUGACAGAUGAUUUAUUAGAUAGUUCUGACGAUGAUUUCCAAAUUAACAAUAAAAAGAAAAAGAUGACCAAGAAAAAGACGAUAACCAAGAAAAAGGCAUCUGUGAAACGUAAAUCUUCAAACACAACAAAAAAAGGUACAACCCGAAAAACAAUACAAACAAAAUUAAAUCCAACAAAGACUAUAAAGUUACCACCUGAACCAAAACUUCACAAGUGGAACAAGGAAAGAAUGAAGAAUUUAGCAGAGAAAUAUCCAGACAAUUAUUGGAAAUAUCAUGCUGAUGCAGGCUAUGAAAUGAUAGAUGCUAUCAAUGAAGAUAAUCAGCUUGAGAGUAUUCCUUGUAAUAUGAACGAUCAAGGACCUAUCACGAGUAUGUCUCUCUCUGAAGACGGUAGCAUGUUAGCCACCUAUUCUAACAUUGGCGCUGUCAAGAUUUGGGACAUUGAAAAUGAUUUUAGUCUUGUUCGAAAGUUACGUGAUGCAGAUGAAUCACAUAUUGAUGAAUUCUAUUGUGGCACAUUUAUAGCCGACAGUGAGUUAAUUGCUGUAGGUGGGAAACUCAAAGAUCGUUAUCGUUGGUCUGAAGAGGAUGAGGACAAUCAUAUUUUAUCUUGUGCUAUCAAGAUAUUUAACGUAACUGAUUCAAAAGUAGUAGCCAAAUUGAGUGGACAUGAGGAAGAGAUAUUGUGUAUUAAGAAAGUUAAAUUUUUAGAUGAGAAUUAUCUAAUUUCGACAAGUCAAGAUGGGUAUAUUUUUAAAUGGCACAUGUCAAGUGACUGGACAACCUUGAUCAGUUCGAAUAAAAUGGUGGAUGAACAGACUUGUAUGGCCUUCACAGUCUCGUUUGUGCCAAAUACAGGAAAUAAAUAUUUCAUAGCGGCUACUGAUGAACAUUUAAGACUGUAUGAUUUUGAAGAAGGAGUGUUAUUACAAACAUUUAGUGAUCUCUAUUCAUCUUAUUGUGAUUGUGGUAAAUUUGUAAAGUGGCUAGACGAAUCAAUUUAUUUUGAACAACAACAACAACAAAAAGAUGAUAUUAUGGACGUUGAAGAAACUACUCAAGAGAAAUACACAUGGUUUAUUAGCCGAGGUGCAGAAAUGUGUGAUGUAAGCGAAGGGGUUUCCUCAAAACCCAACACAUGUACAUUACACAAACUAAUUUACCCUACAACAGAUGGUGGGGAGUUCAGACUUGAAGAAGUUAAAAGAUAUCAAAAUGAAGAUUAUCAUUCUAAUUCAUGGCUGGUGAAAAUUACAUCGAAUGGUCGAUAUCUUUUAGCACCUACUAUUUAUGGGCAAAUAUUUGUAUUUAAUAUGCUGACAGGACAAGUCACGGCUAUCUUAAAAGAUCAUUUAGAUAUGGAAGUUCGUGAUGUUAUUUUUCAUCCUUAUAGACCAUUAAUAUUCUCAAGUGGUGAUGAUGGCUGUGUGAAAGUGUAUACGUACAAGUCAGAUAUAGAUAAGCAACUGGAGUCAGACCUUGGCAUUGGUAUGGCAGAAGUUAAAAUUGAUGAUGAAGAAAGACAAUAAAUAAAUACAGCAUAAAAUAGAAUGCAUUAAAAAAAACAGUUACCAUAAUUAAUAAAUGUGUGAAAAGACUCUGUUUAUUAGUGUUA
Cokeromyces recurvatus is the source of this 1811-nucleotide messenger RNA. Its product is annotated as WD40-repeat-containing domain protein. The record is from RefSeq and is a predicted model, not a curated record. Gene Ontology annotation, molecular function: protein binding. The transcript is spliced from 7 exons. The coding region runs from base 94 to 1725 and encodes 543 amino acids. Lineage: Eukaryota; Fungi; Mucoromycota; Mucoromycetes; Mucorales; Mucoraceae.